CACCUUCCCGGCCGGCGAGACCACUGCUGUCGUCGGCGCAUCUGGAUCUGGUAAAUCUAUGGUUGUAUCUCUCACGGAACGGUUCUACGAUCAGCUCAGUGGCUCCGUUAUGCUUGACGGAACUGACUUGCGAGAGCUGGAUAUAAAAUGGUUGCGCUCUCAGACCGUGGUUGAAACAUUGUUUGUACCGAGGUUCGAAAAGGAUGUAGAUGGAGGACAACCCUCACUUUACAUAUCCUUGAGGGAGGUCGGAGAUGACUCGAGUUUGAUACGCCUAGAGCUAGGUCUAGUAGGGCUGCCAGUGGAGAAGGGGAAGCGCAAAAAGCUUCUCAUUACAUGUGUUCAACGGAGGAGAUAGUCGGUCGGGUACUCAAGCAACGUAGACAAAUGCGUGACCGAGGAUUGUCUCUCCGUUCUCCACGUGCCACCGCCUUCCGGUCCGCAUCG
Messenger RNA from Suillus subaureus, 447 nucleotides. RefSeq lists its product as uncharacterized. The record is from RefSeq and is a predicted model, not a curated record. The transcript is spliced from 2 exons. NCBI's taxonomy places the organism in Eukaryota, Fungi, Basidiomycota, Agaricomycetes, Boletales, Suillaceae. The coding region runs from base 59 to 358 and encodes 99 amino acids.